This is a messenger RNA of Fonsecaea nubica, 1122 nucleotides long. RefSeq lists its product as hypothetical. Bases 1 to 1122 code for a protein of 373 amino acids. The transcript has a single exon. Lineage: Eukaryota; Fungi; Ascomycota; Eurotiomycetes; Chaetothyriales; Herpotrichiellaceae. The record is from RefSeq and is a predicted model, not a curated record.
AUGUCCAACUUUGACCCCAAUGCGAUCCUCCGCGGCGCGCAACUCACCUUUGUAGGCGCCCAUCGAGCUCUCCAAAACCCGGAGCUGUUCACCACCGCACACUAUCGACAAGCCGCCAUCGCCGUCUGCGCAGGCCUCGCCAUCCGCAUCAUCCUCAACAUUCCCAUCUAUCUCGUCAAAAUCUUGAUCUGGAUCACGUCCAUAUUCGUCAACCUCGACCAUGAGACCUGGGACGACAAGGUCAUCUCGGGCCUGGACUUCAUCUCACGGUCGGUGCUUCAGAUCCCUUUUGGUCUGAUGAUGAUCAUGGGCUCCGUGACCCCGACGCUGGACAACCUGUUCAUGGAGUCCCUGAAGUGGGUGGACACGACGUACGUGCAGAAGCACAAGUCCGACGACCCGGCCACGUUGCGGGGCAUGUACUAUCCAACCCUCAAGAUGUACUCGACGCAUGGCGAGCGGGAGAAGAAGGAACGGCGGUCCCCGGUCGAUGGAGUCAUCAUCUUCUUUACCAAGUACGGCCGACGAGCCGCGAUCUCGCUGGCCAUCUACGCCCUCACGUUCCUGCCCGGGGUAGGCCGGUUCGUCCUGCCUGCGGCGUCGUUCUACACGUUCAACAAGGCCGUCGGGCCCGUGCCGGCGGGCAUCGUCUUCGCGUCCGGCCUGAUCCUCCCGAAGCACUACAUGGUGCACUUUUUGCAGACGUACUUCUCGAGCCGCAGCCUCAUGUCGCGCCUGCUGGAGCCCUACUUCCACCGCAUCCGCUUCACCCCGCAGCAGAAGAAGAUCUGGUUCCUCGACCGCAGCGGCGUGCUGUUCGGCUUCUCCGCCGCCUUCGCCGUCAUGGUCAAGGUGCCCCUGCUGGGAGUGCUCAUCUACGGCAUCGCCGAAGCCAGCACCGCCUACCUCAUCACAAAAAUCACCGAGCCGCCCCCACCGCCCGGCGGACGCGCCGUCCAGGAGUUCAUCGACAGCGAGGUGCGCUGGAAGAACAAGCAUCUCUUCCUCAACCUGCCCCUGGACCGUCUAGACGAGUUCAACGCCCGCUUGACCGGUGCGGAGAAGGUGGGCAGUGGUAGUCUCGACGAGGCCACGGAAGCCCCCAGGAGGAAGUUUACAUAG